CAGAUACGAAUCUGAUUAAAAGUAAUGUGUGUUGUUGUAACUGUGCCGAAGGAUCGUCAUUUCCUCCAACGACUUAUCAGCGGUCGUAAAACAUACAGAAGAAUCUAUCUCGUAAAUUCAACAGGAUUGUAAAAAUGAGUAACAGUUUAGCUCCAAGAUAAAAAAAACAGAACCUGGGAUCGUUCCAGUAUAAGUUCCAGUUAAACAAAAACAACUUUACAGCUCUUGGUGUGAUCAAAAUUCCUCCCCUUUCCCGGUUGACUCACCGGCUUAUAAACCUCACGCUAUCAAAGGUUAUCUCUUGUGUUUUACGUUAUCUCUUUGCAGAAAAGCAAAACGAAUCCUGCAGUUUUGAAGUUUGAAAUCGAUUGCUUAGAUUUAACAUUUGUUUUAAGAUGGUUCCACUUUUAAACUUCCUUCUAAGUGUUGCAUGCUGUGUUUAAAACGGGAACGCUGUCCCUCCCUGCGAGUCGGUGGGAGAUAAGGAAGUUUUUGGUUCGAUUGCGAUGGAUUCAGUGAAGAAAAGCAAAGGACAUGACAACCUGGCAUUUGAUUUGCAGGAGCAAAUCCAUGAUCAGGAGGAGAAGCCGAGCUGGAGCAGCGGUGUGGCAGAGGAGGACAGAAAUAAACCAACCUACUGUGUGACUGAUGUCCCUCCUUGGUACCUUUGCAUUUUCCUGGCUGUUCAGCACUACCUGACGGCAUUUGGUGGGAUCAUUUCCAUCCCCCUCAUCCUCUCCGAGGGACUGUGUCUGCAGCAUGACACCCUGACCCAGGGCCUUCUGAUCAACACCAUAUUCUUUGUUUCGGGCAUCUGCACCAUUCUGCAGGUCACCUUUGGUGUCAGACUUCCUAUCCUGCAGGGAGGCACGUUUGCCUUGGUGACUCCAGCCAUGGCCGUGUUGUCUAUGCCAGAGUGGCAGUGCCCGGCUUGGACGCAGAAUGCCAGCUUGGUCAACACCUCCUCCCCGGCUUUUAUCGAAGAGUGGCAGGGCCGCAUGAGAACACUGCAGGGCUCUAUCAUGGUGGCCUCUGUCCUCCAGAUUCUCGUUGGUUUCUCUGGCCUCAUCGGGUUCCUCAUGCGCUUCAUGGGGCCCUUAACCAUUGCCCCCACCGUGUCUCUGAUAGGCCUGGCUCUGUUUGACUCGGCGGGAGUAAAAGCUGGCAGCAACUGGGGCAUUUCUGCUUUGACGACAGGGCUGAUCAUCGUGUUCUCUCAGUACCUCCGUCUCAUACCGAUCCCUGUUCCCUUGUGCUGCAAAACCAAGAAAAGGAAAACCGCAAAGUUUUACAUCUUCCAAACCAUGCCUAUUCUGCUGGGCAUCGCCAUCUCGUGGUUAGUCUGUUACCUCCUCACCAUAUUUGAUGUCCUGCCGUCUGAUUCUACUCGCUACGGUUACCUGGCCCGCACUGAUGUGAAGGGAAAUGUGGUGAGCAAGGCCUCUUGGUUCACACUGCCAUACCCCGGCAGGUGGGGGGUUCCAACUGUGAACCUGGCAGCUGUGGUUGGGAUCUUGGCCGGAAUAGUCUGCUCCAUGGCAGAGUCUGUGGGCGACUACCACGCCUGCGCCAGGUUGUCGGGGGCGCCUCCUCCUCCGAGGCACGCCAUCAGCAGGGGCAUCGGCGUUGAAGGGGUCGGCUCUUUGCUGGCGGGGGCCUUCGGGACGGGCAAUGGCACCACGUCUUUCAGCGAGAACGUGGCGGCUCUCGGUAUCACCAGGGUGGGUAGUCGGACUGUGAUUCUCCUGAGUGGAUUUCUCAUGAUUCUGAUGGGAGUGGUGGGCAAAAUUGGGGCCAUCUUCACCACCAUUCCCACUCCUGUCAUCGGAGGGAUGUUUCUGAUCAUGUUCGGUGUCAUAUGUGCUGCUGGGAUUUCCAAUUUGCAGUUUACAGACAUGAAUUCUUCUCGGAACAUCUUCGUGUUUGGGUUCUCAAUUUUUUCGGCACUUGCCAUCCCAAACUGGAUCAUGAAGAAUCCUGGCGUCCUAGAGACAGGUGUCAAAGAGGUGGACCAAGUUCUGCAUGUGUUGUUCACCACCCAUAUGUUUGUAGGAGGGUUCCUCGGCUGCUUCUUAGAUAACACGAUUCCUGGGACCAAGCGUGAACGUGGCAUUCUCACCUGGAACGCAGGACAUCCGGAAGAUUCCAGUAACGACUUGGCGUCAGAAGAGGUUUACAGUCUCCCGUUUGGGAUAACGGCGUGCCUUCAAAAGCAGUCCUGGGUCCGCUACGUCCCCUUUUGCCCACAGAACGAACCUGAGUCAGGGGACGGCAUGCCACAGAGCGAGGGGACUGAGCAAAUGACAAGAGUUUAAACUAAAAAAAAAAUAAUAAUAAUAAUCGUGGUUUUAGUGUAAUUAGGGCACAAAUUAAAAGAAAAAAAAUCUGAAAUAAUUAAUUUGGUUUCAGUUUUCAUUGAGCAUUGAUUGUUAUAGCCCAUUUGAUUCAAUGUAAAUUGCUGUUGAUGGUGAUCUGAGUAAAACCGUGAAUGGUGUCCUUAUUGUGUUUAAGUUAAAAUGUCCAGAAACCAUCACAGUGUUUAUUCUUGAGGAAAUGACAGCUCAAUAAUGUUUCUGUUCCACAUGGAGCAGACUCGACAGCCUCUGUCAACACUUGGAAAAAAACAAGUGAACUACUGAAUGAUUAAAGUGUUAAAGUGAUCCGCCA
Poecilia reticulata (guppy) is the source of this 2667-nucleotide messenger RNA. NCBI's taxonomy places the organism in Eukaryota, Metazoa, Chordata, Actinopteri, Cyprinodontiformes, Poeciliidae. The record is from RefSeq and is a predicted model, not a curated record.